CUGCGCCUACAGCUUUUCGUAUCGCCCUGGAGUCUUCCCGACGUGUGGCGCAUAACACCACCCUCUCCCAUCAUCCUAUUUUUGUCGUCGCAGCCCUUCGAAAUUUAUAGCCCAUAUCAAGUCCUCCGCCCUACGCACAUCGUAUAUAUUAAGAGCCGGCGACUCUCCAGGUAAGAGUUUUUUGCUCAUCAGCUUUCGUGUCUACGUCCGUGACCUCCUCCUCAAACUACCUCACUGCUCUUUCUUGUUUCCUCGCGCCGCAAAAUGAAGCUCUCCACGCUUUCCUUCCUCUUCGCGCUCGCAGCCACCGUUUCAUCUGCGCCAACAUCUCUCACCGAAUCCACCACCCCGAGCCAGCUCAGCGAUGUGAUCAGUGUUGUCGCCGCCGGCUGGGCCCCGCUCGAAGUGACAGUAAAGUCAUUCGUGGACAACGCGAACGGCACCCAUGUAACGCUGCUCGGCACGGGCGACGCUUCAAAACACAAGGGCCCCGGUUCCGUGGCAUCCGGCGUAGGGGCUUCCGGCGGUUCUGGAUACAACACUGCCAGUGCGAACGCGGCAUCGGCGGCGGCUAUCACCCACACGGGCGCGACGAACGUUCGCCUGAAUUCCACAUCUUACGCCAAUUCGACAACGUAUGAAGGCCCGAAAGGCCCGGUCACGAUGUCGUUCGCCGCGUCCUUUUCUACCGCGCAAGAUGACGAGGGCGAUUACGCCUACUACUGGGCCUACGUGACUACCGUGUCAAGCGCGGACGGCAACUUCACGCACGGCAAUCACGGCGGAUCGCACAAAGGCCAAGCGACAGGGAUUGCACAGUUCGGCAGAGCGCCCGCAACUGCUGCGGCGGGAGGAGCUUCCGCAACGAUAGGAGCCAGUAAUUCCGGACCGCCCUUCACAGCACCAGUGAACGAGCCUUUCUCGGGACUCCAGAAGUACACCCGGACAAACAAUGUCGAGACUGAUAACGCCGUCGGCCCCGCUACCCUGGCCAUGGCCGGGUUCGAGAACGCGCCGCAUCUCGAUGGCGGCUUCACGGCGGCGGUCGGCACCGGUACGGCCGGCCAUGCCUCUGCUGAAUUGGCUGUUACUCCGAACACCAUGAAGGGGCGUCUAGUAUCAGGUGGAUCAGUUACGCCUUUGGGGUAGUGAGGUGGUGCGUGGCAUCGCUUCUGUACAAUACGUGGUAUUAUGUAGUUUGAGCGUUGUAGCGAGCUCGAUAUAUAUAUAGAUGUACUGUUCCUCGG
Molecule: messenger RNA, 1247 nt
Organism: Neohortaea acidophila
Lineage: Eukaryota; Fungi; Ascomycota; Dothideomycetes; Mycosphaerellales; Teratosphaeriaceae
Exons: 1
Coding region: 265-1149 (294 amino acids)
Source: RefSeq, a predicted model, not a curated record